Didymodactylos carnosus is the source of this 311-nucleotide messenger RNA. Lineage: Eukaryota; Metazoa; Rotifera; Eurotatoria; Philodinida; Philodinidae. The record is from the annotation of a GenBank genome assembly.
AAGCGAAAGAUUUAAUUCGAAUGAUGUUAACUGUUGAACCAGCAAAUAGACCAACCAUUAAUCAAAUAUUAGAAAAUCGAUGGUUAUCAGAAUAUAACAGUGUCCUACAGGCACCACUGAAUACGCCUCAGGUACUGGCGGAAGAAGCACCACAACGGUCUGCCGUUACAGUGGCAAUUAGAAAUGCUAAUGGCGAUAAUCGAUUAGAGGAUACAGACGACGACGGUAAUAAUAGCAUAACCUUUUCAAUUACAAACAAUAUUUUAUUUCGACGACGACAGAGGCGGCGUGCCCUUAGAAAUGUUGUUUAG